Scylla paramamosain (green mud crab) is the source of this 3366-nucleotide messenger RNA. RefSeq names its product probable G-protein coupled receptor CG31760. NCBI's taxonomy places the organism in Eukaryota, Metazoa, Arthropoda, Malacostraca, Decapoda, Portunidae. The transcript has 4 exons. The record is from RefSeq and is a predicted model, not a curated record. Bases 178 to 648 code for a protein of 156 amino acids.
CAACACACACACACACACACACACACACACACACACACACACACACACACAGACGAGGUCCUCUUCCUGAUGUAGGGGGUGAAGGUGUGUUUCAGCGUCAGGAAGGCAGAGAUCUUCUUCGACGAGGCCAAGUACAUCUCAUGGGCAGUUUACAACAUAGCCCUUGUCAACAUCGUUAUGGUGGCCUUCCACCUCAUCAUCUUCCCCGACGCGGGUCCUGACGUCAAGUAUCUCUUCGGCUUCCUGAGGACCCAGUUCAGCACCUCCACCACUGUGCUGCUCAUCUUCGGGGCCAAGUUCUACCGGAUCGUGCAGGGGACGGGAGACCUGUACGAUAACCGGGCCAGAGCCAAGGGCGUGACGGCAAGCUUCUCCCUCAACGGCCUGGGCGUGAUGAACGACGAGCCCGCUGACUUGUCCCAGGAGAACGAGGAACUCAAGGAGGAGAUACAGAAGCUGGCGGCGCAGAUGGAGUUUAUGAAGAUCGUGCACAUGGAGAUGAACAACCGCCACCUCAAGCCGAAGCCCAGUGGGUACUUCAGCGACAAGAACCCCGCGAUGGCCGGCCCGACGUCCCCGUCUGGGCCACGCACCACCUACGCGGGCCAGGAGAACACCCCUGCCAAGCUGUCCUCCCCCUGCAACUGAGGUGGCCGACGAUAGGGUAUGACUAGUGGCCAACAGUAAAGAGGUGUGGCUGUAGACUGCGGCGGGGCGUAGAGUCUGCCAAGGAAGCGCAGUUCUGUUUGUAUGUUGAGUGUGGUUGGUGGCUUUCCUGGCCCGUAUUCUGGGUAUUGUCGUCACUUCGGCGUCUAUAUCGACUAUUUUCAGGCUCUAACAGGUUAUUUAAGUUUCCUCAGGGUGUUUUGGUCAUGUUUCUAGUGAUAGUUUAACAAGGGGUGCGCAUCGUUAGUAAAAACACGCCCGUGAGGAUUUAGGUAACCAUCUGUCUGAGGAUAGUUUUAAUGGGACUGUUUAUAAUAUGGGUCCUGUGGUGGUGAAGGUGAGGGUUUGUAUAGUGACGGCAAGGAGUCCCGUCACUGCAGUCUUACGGUGUUGUGAGUGAAGCGAUGGGCGUGUUUGUUCUGAGCCCCGUGAACCCGUGAGUGAUGCAGUGAAGUGGGAUGUGGUGCUUCACGCGUUCAGGAUUCAGCGGCACGUCCAGAAUUGGUGCCGCGUCUGUCUGUCUGUUUGUGCAUGUGUUGCCUCGAUGCCUCCGCCAGCUGUCAGUCCUUCGUCAGGCCAGCCAGUCAAGUGUGAUGUGGGUUCAUAUUCUAAAAUACUUCCCUCCGCACCUCCAUUGUUUUCAAAAGGCCCCAGUUGAAGUUGCAUGGGUUUUUAAGGAUGUUUUUUACUGUUCUAGUGACAGUAAUAAGAUUUUUACAUUAUUAACAGGAGAAACACUCUCGAGAACCCGGCUAAUCAUCUCUGUGGCCUUUGAAAAUAGUCGUGGUGAGAGAGCAAAGAGUUUCUGAAUGCGGGUCGUGAUGUGUGUGUGUGUGUGUGUGUGUGUGUGUGUGUGUGUGUGUGUGUGUGUUUGCGCGCUUCAAAUAUUUUUUUUUUUUUAUUUCAGGAAUAUAUGUGAAAAAAAAAAAACAUUGCUUUGAUCUAACCAGCACCUAAGUGAAUGACCGGAUUGGCACUGGCUGGCUGGCUGGCUGGGAGAGGUAGAGCCAACAGAGGCACCCCAGACAGCACUGACAGACUAACGUACCACCUGCUUUUGGUUCUAGCAAGGGGGGGCGUUGACAACAAGUGAGGGCAGAGGUACAGGAAGGAGGUGUGGGUGUAAUUUAGUUAAGCAGGAAGCAACGGUGUAUAUUUCGUCUUAGUUAAUCUUAGUUGAGGUUCGUGCACGCAGAGGGAGGCGCUGACGAAGGCAGUGACGAAGACGAGGACUUUCCCGUGUGCGUGUGGAAGCCUGGGAACCACAUUCUAAAACACUUCCUCUCCACACCUCCACUACAUUCAAAAGGCUCUAGUUGAAGCUACACGGGUUUUUAAAGGUGUUUUUAUGGUUCUAGUGAGAGAUUGACAAGAUUUCUAUGGUAUUAAUAGAGGAAACAGUGUUGAGAACCCAGCUAAGCGUUUCUGUGGCCUUUGGAAAUAGUCGUGGUUGAGAGAGUAGUGUUUCUGAAUGCGGGUCGUGAUGUGUUUGUGCACGUGUUGUCUCGAUGUCUCCGCCUGCUGUCAGUCCUUCGUCAGGCCAGCCAGUCAAGUGUAGUGUGGGUUCCUAUUCUAAAACACUUCCCUCCGCACUUCCAUUGUUUUCAAAAGGCUCCAGUUGAAGUUAAAUGAGUUUUAAGGGUGUUUUUACUGUUGUUAGUUGUUGGCGUGGUGCUUCAGGCCAUGCGAUACACUUCAUGGUAACGAACACAGAACCCUUGCGUGCACGGACUUCAGAUUCUUCCCCUUAGGUUCUUGUCCUGCAGUGUAAGGGAAGCACUUGGUUGCACUUAGAUCACUUCACACCACGUCACUGCUCGAUCCCUUCCCGUCACUGUAUCGCGUCACGGCUUUAGUUAGGAGGUCACAGGUGGAGUUACAGCGUAGCAGGUCACAUGAACGUCAGCCACUUCUGUUAUGGUCUGAUUGGAUGAUGUUAGGUUGGGUUAACUUACAUUUGAUGACCUAAUUCAACCUAACGUAACCUAAUCUAACCUCACCUGACUUGAUCUAACCUCAUUUGACCUUAUUUGACCUAACCUAACCUCACCUAACCCCACCUGAGCUAACCCAACUUUACCUAACUUAACCUAACCUAACCUAACCUAACCCAACUUUACCUAAACCAACCUAACCUAACCUAAUCCCAAUACACCUAACAAAAAAAAAAUAAAUAAAUAAAUAAUAAAUGAUAAUAAAUGUUGUGAUGGCUGAUAUUCAUGCGACCAAACUUUUACAGCGCACGAGAACAAACAAGAAUAGUGAUAACAAUAUUUUCAUAGACCCAAACUCCAUUCCCAGUCUCCACGUCACUCCGAGGGAACAAUGGAAAAAAGAUGAACACUAGACACCUGACAUUCCUUACCUGGGCGUCGGUGGAGCAGAGAUGUUCGGGAGUGGAGCUAAGACAAAAAAAAAAUAACAAUAAAAAUAAGUUCUCGAGGUGUUAGUGAAAGGAAAGACGCUGAAAAGGAGAGAGAGAGAGAGAGAGAGAGAGAGAGAGAGAGAGAGAGAGAGAGAGAGAGAGAGAGAGAAUCAUUCCAAAACAUCUCGGUGUCUCAUCCGGGCUGCUUUCAUUGGCUGUAGUGGAUGUUAAUUGGAUUUUUCAAGGGUGUUUUCAAGACUAGCAAUAACUUAACGAGAACUUUACACCACUAGUGAGAAGAAGAUUACCCGUGAGACCCCGAACAAUUUUCUGAG